GCCGCGCAGCAAGCCCUGGUCUUGGUGCCGUCGUCGGACCCGCCGCGGGGGUCGGACCCGCCGCGGGGGCUGAGUGCCCCGGGACAUUGCAGAGAGAGAGAAGAGCACUCACUGGCUUUGACCUCCCUGGUGUCUGAGCAUAGCGAAACACAAUUCCUUCAAGAUGCCGAUGUCAAAGAAGCACAGGAGAAAAAGCUCUGAAACCAUCCAGGAACUUUCGGAGAAGGUCAAAGAGCAGCUGGCUGAGGCUGAGCUUCGGAAGCUGAGGCAGCAGUUCAGGAAGAUGGUUGAAAGUCGGAAGUCCUUUAACUUCCGCUCCGAGCAGAAGAUCUCGAACCAGCACAAGGAAAUCAAGGCCCUGCAAGGAGAGCAGGAAGAGAUCACUCUGCUUUUGGGUCUCAUCAAGUCCUCAAAGAACUUGGAUCUGAAUGAGAAGAACUACAUGGAGCUGUGUUUCCUGCGGCAGACCAAGGACGACUAUGAGGCCCUGAUUAAGUCAAUGAAAGUGCUGUUGGCAGAACUGGAUGAGAAGAUUGUUCAGAUGGAAAAAAAAAUUAUAAACCAAAAACAGAUCUUCACAAAGAUACGGGAAGCCAAUGACCCUCGGAAACUGCAGAAGCAGAUCCAUGUUCUGGAAGCCCGUUUGAAUCUUGUCACUGUGCACUUUGACAAGAUGCUGACCGCCAAUGCUAAGCUCCGGAAGGAGAUUGAGGACCUGCGGUACGAGAAGGCUGCUUACGACAAUGUGUACCAACAGCUCCAGCACUGCUUGUUGAUGCAGAAGAAAACCAUGAAUGUGGCCAUCGAGCAAUCUGCCCAGGCCUAUGAGCAGAGGCUGGGAGCCAUGGCGCGAAUGGCCGCCAUGAAGGACCGCCAGCAGAAGGACAUUUCUCAGUACAACCUGGAGAUCCGAGAGCUGGAGCGUGUCUAUGCCCACGAGACCAAGCUCAAGUCCUUCUUGCUUAUCAAGCUGAAUGACCGUCUGGAGUUCGAGGAGCAGGCCAAAAAGGAAGAAGCUCUCAAGGCAAAGAAGCACAGGAAGAAGAGCAUGGGUGACAGUUUCGAGAGCUUUGAGGUGGCCCACCUCCGGCUGCUGAAGCUGACCAAGGAUGGGAACCUGAAUCAGCUCAUUGAGGACUUUCUGGCCAAGGAGGAGAAGAACUUCGCUCGGUUCACAUAUGUCACAGAGCUCAACAAUGACAUGGAGACAAUGCACAAGAAGACCCAGAGAAUCCAGGAUGAGAUCAUCUCCUUGCGAUCCCAGCAGAAAUCAUCCCAUGAUGACAACCGCUCCGUCCUGAGAGAAAUGGAGGAGAAACUGAAGAAGACCACGGAGGAGGCAGAUAUGUAUGAGAACAGCUAUAAGGAAAUCAGCAAGACCUUGGAGUAUCUCAAGAACUCGGUGGAGAAUCUGUUUAAAAAGAUUAAUUGUGAUACCACCACAAUCCUGGGGCACUUGGGGGAGACGGGGAAAAUCACCGACAACAACCUUCCACAGUACCUUGCCAUCAUUGAGAAGAAGACCAAUGACCUGCUGCUGCUAGAGUCCUACAGGCGGAUCCUGGAGAUGGAAGGGGCAGAGACUGAGGUCCCGCCACCAUUUGUCAACCCUUUCUGGGGCGGCUCUGCCCUCCUCAAGCCUGCAGAACCCAUCAAGGUCAUCCCCCCAGUGUUUGGGGCUGACCCCUUUGGCGACAGGUUGGAUGAAGUGGAGCAGGCCCUGGACCACAGCAGCCUUCGGCAGCUGGUGCUCAGCAACUAUACUGCGAGAGAGUUUCAAAGCAGGGACUUAGACAGCAUACCGGAGAGGGGUGAUGAUCUGAGGCUCAAGAAGAAGUUAGUGAUCUGAGGCGGAUGGGGCUGCGUUUGUACCUUAA
Callorhinus ursinus (northern fur seal) is the source of this 1877-nucleotide messenger RNA. RefSeq names its product coiled-coil domain containing 63 (gene CCDC63). The record is from RefSeq and is a predicted model, not a curated record. Gene Ontology annotation, cellular component: axoneme. Gene Ontology annotation, biological process: outer dynein arm assembly; cilium movement. NCBI's taxonomy places the organism in Eukaryota, Metazoa, Chordata, Mammalia, Carnivora, Otariidae.